Messenger RNA from Colletotrichum karsti, 561 nucleotides. RefSeq names its product augmenter of liver regeneration. The record is from RefSeq and is a predicted model, not a curated record. Gene Ontology annotation, cellular component: mitochondrion. Gene Ontology annotation, molecular function: flavin adenine dinucleotide binding; flavin-dependent sulfhydryl oxidase activity. The coding region runs from base 1 to 561 and encodes 186 amino acids. Lineage: Eukaryota; Fungi; Ascomycota; Sordariomycetes; Glomerellales; Glomerellaceae. The transcript is spliced from 2 exons.
AUGACCGCAACAGAAGCAGACCGAGACUCCAACACCGGUAGCCUUGCUUCUGCCGCCGAUGCGACCACCGAACCGUCGAAACCGCUGCCAAAGGGGGUCGUCUUGGGUAAAGACGGUAAACCGUGUCGGUCUUGCUCCUCCAAGAGCGCAUUCUCUAGCUGGGCAGCCCAAGCCAACGCCUCGUUGAAGAAAGGAACUCCUCCGACAACGAGGCCCGCCGAUGACUGUCCUCCCGAUGUCGAGGCUCUUGGUCGCGGGACAUGGGCGCUUUUACAUUCAAUCGCAGCAACAUACCCCGAGAAGCCGUCGCCGAAUCAGAAGGAUGAUCUGCGGGGCUUCAUGAGACUAUUUUCCAAGUUGUACCCUUGCUGGGUAUGUGCCGAAGAUUUUCAAUCCUACAUGCAGAGGGAACAGGUGCGAGUCGACGGCCGCAGUGACUUCGGAAACUGGUUGUGCGAGGCUCACAACGAGGUAAACCGGAAGCUCGGAAAGAAAGAGUUCGACUGCAGCAAAUGGGAAGAGCGGUGGCGCACUGGUUGGAAAGAUGGUCGCUGCGAUUGA